AUGUGGACACAUUUUUCACCAGAAGUAUCUCGAAAAGUAUCUGAUGAUUAUAAUAGAGAUAUUGAAACUUUUCUCUCACCGGAUCUUUUUAAGGAAAAGGGAUCGCAAGACAAACCUUUAACUACUGAUGAAAUAUCACAUCUAUGCCGCUCCACAUCUACUUUCAGAAAAAAGGCAAAGAAGACUAAGAAGCCUAUUAAUCGGGAUCAAUUCCCUACAUUGCAAAGACUGAUUAGAGAAUUGACUACUACUGAUCCUGAAGAUGAAGAAAUUUUACAAACUGAACCCGCCUCUGAAUCGAACAAUGACUCAAAUGUCUUCCUCAACCUAUAUAAUAAGAUUGUUGCCG
Messenger RNA from Funneliformis mosseae, 349 nucleotides. The record is from the annotation of a GenBank genome assembly. NCBI's taxonomy places the organism in Eukaryota, Fungi, Glomeromycota, Glomeromycetes, Glomerales, Glomeraceae.